Molecule: messenger RNA, 2319 nt
Organism: Podarcis raffonei (Aeolian wall lizard)
Lineage: Eukaryota; Metazoa; Chordata; Lepidosauria; Squamata; Lacertidae
Product: zinc finger protein 436-like
Exons: 1
Coding region: 86-946 (286 amino acids)
Biological process (GO): regulation of transcription by RNA polymerase II
Cellular component (GO): nucleus
Molecular function (GO): RNA polymerase II cis-regulatory region sequence-specific DNA binding; DNA-binding transcription factor activity, RNA polymerase II-specific
Source: RefSeq, a predicted model, not a curated record
UUUGGAGUGUGGAGAAAGCAGCAGUCUGAGCUCCCAUUCCACUUCCCAUCAACAAAAUGUCAUUGGAAAGAAACUCUAUCAGUGCAUGGAAUGUGGAAAGAGCUUCACUCGUAGCUCCUCUCUCACAUAUCAUCAAAAAAUUCAUACAGGGGAGAAACCCUAUCAGUGUGUGGAAUGUGGAAAGAGUUUCAGGAAGAGCUCCGAUCUCACUUACCAUCACAGAAUUCAUACAGGGGAGAAACCCUAUCAGUGCGUAGAAUGUGGAAAGAGCUUCACAUGUAGCUCCUCUCUCACUUCCCAUCAAAGAAUUCAUACAGGGGAGAAGCCCUAUCAGUGUGUGGAAUGUGGAAAGAGCUUUACUCAUAGCUCCUCUCUAACUUUCCAUCAAAGAAUUCAUAUAGGGGAGAAACCAUAUCAGUGUGUGGAAUGUGGAAAGAGCUUCAGAAAUAGCUCCUCUCUCACUUACCAUCAAAGAAUUCACACAUGGGAAAAACCCUAUCAGUGCGUAGAAUGUGGAAAGAGCUUCAGUCAGAGCACCGAUCUCACUAGGCAUCAAAGAAUUCAUACAAGGGAGAAACCCUAUCAGUGUGUGGAAUGUGGAAAGAGCUUCACUGAUAGAUCCAAUCUCAUUUCCCAUCAAAGAAUUCACACAGGGAAAAAACCCUAUCAGUGCGUAGAAUGUGGAAAGAGCUUCAGUCAGAGCUCCCAUCUCACUAGGCAUCAAAGAAUUCAUACAGGGGAGAAACCCUAUCAGUGCGUAGAAUGUGGAAAGAGCUUCAGUCAGAGCUCCAAUCUCACUAAGCAUCAGAGACAUCAUACAGGGGAGAAACCCUAUCAGUGCGUAGAAUGUGGAAAGAGCUUCACUCAUAGCUCCAAUCUCACUUCCCAUCAAAGAAUUCAUACAGUGGAGAAACCCUAUCAGUGUGUGGAAUGUGGAAAGAGCUAAAGUUGGAGGUCCAAUUUCACUUCCCAUCAAAGAAUUCAUACAGGGUUGAAACCCUAUCAGUGUGUGGAAUGUGGAAAGAGUUUCAGGAAGAGCUCCUCUCUCACUUCCCAUCAAAGAAUUCCUACAGGGGAGAAACCCUAUCAGUGUGUGGAAUGUGGAAAGAGCUUCACUGUUAGCUCUAAACUCACUUCCCACCAAAGAAUUCAUACAAAGGUCGGAAAAACCAUUAUAUAGCUUUAGGAGCCAGGCAAAUCCGCACCUUUUUAACCAGGCCUUUUUCUUAUUGACAUCUAAUGCUAUUUUAACAUGUGGUGUUUUGUGUUUUUAUGUUGUGUUUUUAUGUUCUAAGCAUUCUGAGACGUGUGGGUGUAUGAAUACAGCCACUCUUAAAUUCCUAGGAGUCUUUGCCCCCCCCAUAAAAUAUUUGAGGAGGGCACCCCCCAGGUUUUCUGUGUGGUUUUUUUUCAAAUGCAACCUUUUAUUCUUCUGCUACUUGCCAUACAAUUUCGCUUUCAAUUUGCCCUUUUAAGAAUUUUUUAAAAACCGCACAAAGGUCAUGAGGAAAACAAAAUACAAGAAGAUACAAACAUGGACAGGUCCCAUCUUUGCGGGCAAAAUGGAAAAGUUGCUUUAAAGGAGGCUUUCCCACACUUGGGUCCCCAGCAGCUCUCGGACUACAGUUCCCAUCGUCUCUCCCCAUUGGUCCUGCUAACUAGAGAUGAUGGGAGUUGUAGUCCAAAAACAGCUGGAGACCCAAAUUUGCUUUAAAGGGAAAGUAGGCUGGCCUUGUGAUACCCUCUGCUGGCCAAAAGCACUGCCCCAGCAUCUGAACCACCCCCAGUACUCCCAAUUGGAAUUAAUAGAGCGCAAAACUGAAGUUUGAUUGGCACUUCAACCUCUAGGGAGCUUCUAGGUGCUCUCUGCGCCACCUAGAGUACCCACAGAAUUGUGGCUUCUACUGGCAACACACACAGGAGAACAAAUGAAAGACAAACACAAUGAGCAAGAAAAAACCUGGAAAGGGCCAUACCAAAUGGACAUCCGGUGUGAAGAGGUCACUUUCCCCACUGCUGAACAAUGCCACAGGUAGAGGAGAUGAAAUGCUAGAAGUGUUCUCUGGGGCAAGGGCAGCUGCUGAGAAAUUGAACUAUGGGCGCAAAAUAUUACUUUUUUAAAAAGUCGCUGCCAUUAUAGACAUUGCCAUUCAAAUGGUGUGCAUGCAUCAUGUGAUUGAUAGUGCAAGGCGGGCCUUACCUGGCCCCCCACCAAUAUUUUAUUCAAGUCGGCACCACUGGGUCGGGUUGUUUACAGAUUAAAUAAAUACAUAAUUCGCCUCCCUUUGCAAAUAUUCCAGCUUGCCAAGAAUCCUCAUU